CCAUUGAUAGAAGAAUGGAUGAUAUUUGACAGAUGAUAUUUUUAUGUAAACUGUUUAAUUAGUGUGCUUUUAAGCAGAAAUCAUGAAGACGGUAUUGAUGGUGGCUGAAAAGCCAUCGUUGGCUCAGUCAAUAGCCAAAAUAUUGUCCAAUGGCCAAAUGAACAGCCGGAAAGGGUCGAACGGAGCUUGCUCGGUACACGAGUACAGGGGUGUUUUCCCACCGACUAGAGAGAAUGUAUUUUACAAGAUGACAUCAGUCUGCGGUCAUGUGUUUGGUUUGGAUUUCAUGGGGAAAUACAACAACUGGGAUCGUGUUGAUCCUGUUGAACUGUUCAGUGCACCCACCACAAAGAAAGAGGCAACUGAAAAGUUAAAGAUGCCAGCAUUUCUGUCAAAAGAGGCACGUGGAGCAGAUUAUGUGGUGCUAUGGUUAGAUUGUGACAAGGAGGGUGAGAACAUUUGCUUUGAGGUGCUGGACUGUAUUGAUAAUUCGAUGAACAGAGGAACAGGACAGACCGUGUUCAGGUCAAAGUUCAGUGCCAUCACCGACAGAGACAUCAAAGAGGCCAUGAACAAACUAGUGAGUCCCAAUAAAAAUGAGGCAUUGUCAGUGGAUGCUCGCCAAGAAAUGGACCUCAGAAUUGGUUGUGCUUUCACCAGGUUCCAAACUAAGUUUUUUCAGGGAAAGUAUGGUGACCUAGACAGUACCUUGAUAUCAUAUGGGCCAUGUCAGACUCCCACGUUAGGCUUCUGUGUGGACAGACAUGAUAAGAUUCAAUCCUUCAAACCAGAGCCCUACUGGGUCAUACAUGUGCAGGUGGCUCACCCUGGUGGUAGAACAAUUAGCCUCGACUGGGACAGAGUUCGAAUAUUUGACAAGGAGGUGGCACAAAUGUUUGUCAACAUGAUCAAAGGUGUAGACUCGGCCAGAGUUCUGAGAGUUGUUCAAGAAGAGAAGUUUAAAAGCCGUCCAAUAGCCCUGAACACAGUUGAAAUGUUACGUGCUGCCAGCUCAGGAUUAGGUAUGGGUCCACAGCAUACCAUGCAGAUUGCAGAGAGGUUGUACACACAGGGCUACAUAAGCUAUCCAAGAACCGAGACCACACAAUACCCAGAUAACUUUGACCUUAAAGGAACACUGAAACAGCAACAGUCCAACUCUUUAUGGGGCAGUAUUGUGUCUGAUCUACUCAACACCGGUAUACAGAAACCAAAAAAAGGAUCAGAUGCUGGUGACCAUCCACCCAUCACACCAAUGAGGCCUGCUACAGAGGCUGAGCUAGGCCAUGACGCCUGGCGACUGUAUGAUUUCAUCACCAGACACUUCAUAGCCACACUUAGUCGAGACAUGAAGUACCUGCAAACCACUGUGUACAUAGAGAUUGGAGCAGAGAAAUUUACUUGUAGUGGUAAAGUGGUGCUAGAUCCAGGCUUCACAAGCAUUCUGACAUGGAAGUCUGCUGAUGAGGAAUCACUGCCAGAGUUCAAAAAGGAUCAGAAUCUCACUGUCAAUGAUGUGAAGUUAGUGGAUCGUCAGACAUCUCCACCAGAUUACCUGACUGAAAGUGAGCUUAUAACAUUGAUGGAGAAGCAUGGUAUCGGGACAGAUGCCAGCAUUCCUGUGCACAUCAACAACAUCUGUGAAAGGAAUUAUGUGAGCAUCAUAGGUGGUCGUAAACUCAAACCCACAGCACUUGGCAUUGUAUUGGUGCAUGGAUAUCAAAAGAUUGAUGCUGAGCUGGUACUCCCAUCUAUGCGGUCAGCAUUAGAAAAGCAGUUGAACCUGAUAGCAGCUGGAAAGGCAAACUAUGAAGAAGUGCUCCACCACGGAAUCAGUAUCUUUUGUCUCAAAUUCAAGUACUUUGUGGAGAGUAUUCCCGGCAUGGACGAGUUAUUUGAGGUGACCUUUUCACCUCUUGCUGCUAGUGGAAAACCACUGUCAAGAUGUGGUAAAUGUCGACGAUUCAUGAAGUUCGUGCAGGCCAAGCCUUCUCGUCUACAUUGCUCAAAUUGUGAUGAGACAUUCAGCCUCCCUCAGAAUGGUAGCAUAAAGCUGUACAAGGAGAUAAAAUGUCCAUUAGAUGACUUUGAAUUGGUGCUGUGGACCACAGGUGUCAAAGGAAAGAGCUUUCCACUUUGUCCCUACUGUUUCAAUAACCCCCCAUUUAAGGACAUGAGGAAGAACUAUGGAUGCAAUGAGUGUACCCACCCGAGCUGUCAACACAGUCUGUCUCAGAAUGGUGUAUCAGAGUGUGUGGAGUGUGAGAACGGUGUUCUGGUACUCGACCCCACCUCCAGCCCUAAAUGGAGGAUGGCCUGUAACAAAUGUAAUGUGGUGCUGCAUUUCUUUGAGAAUGCCCAUCGUGUGUCCGUGUCCGAGGAUACUUGUGAUGACUGUGGCUCUCACAUAGUCAACGUAGACUUCAGCAAGGGUAAAACACCGCUGGCUGAUGGAAAUACUGAGCAUUCUGGCUGUGUGUUCUGUGACAAUGUGUUCAAACCAAUGGUGGAGAAACAUCAUGCAGUGAUGAAGCGUAGAGGGGGGAGAGGAAGGGGUCGAGGGGGAAGAGGCAGAGGAAGGGGAAGGGGCAGGGGUAAACCGAAGGACAAGAUGGCAGCACUUGCAGCAUACUUCGUGUGAAACAUAGACAGUAAUACUUAGUGUUCAGAACUGAAUUGAAAUUGUUAUUUUGUACUUUAGAUUUUUUAACCAGCUGAAAUAUCUGCAAUAUUAGAAAUACUCAACGUAGAUCUAAUUUUUUAGUGAACUGCAAGUUCUGUACCUUUUUAAUGUAGAGCAGUCAUUAAAAAUGCACUUAAAGCUAGAAGAGCAAGAAUUUGUUCCAAUUUUUUACCACAAUUUGUACUGCAGUAAAUUUUGAAGUUUUUAAAAUGCAUUUGAAAUAUAAAUAUGACAGAUUCUCAUUAAAAUGUCUUCAUUUGUGGUA
This is a messenger RNA of Ylistrum balloti, 2948 nucleotides long. RefSeq names its product DNA topoisomerase 3-beta-1-like. The record is from RefSeq and is a predicted model, not a curated record. NCBI's taxonomy places the organism in Eukaryota, Metazoa, Mollusca, Bivalvia, Pectinida, Pectinidae. Gene Ontology annotation, molecular function: DNA binding; DNA topoisomerase type I (single strand cut, ATP-independent) activity. The transcript has 17 exons. Gene Ontology annotation, biological process: DNA topological change. The coding region runs from base 83 to 2641 and encodes 852 amino acids. Gene Ontology annotation, cellular component: nucleus.